This is a messenger RNA of Brenthis ino (lesser marbled fritillary), 438 nucleotides long. Lineage: Eukaryota; Metazoa; Arthropoda; Insecta; Lepidoptera; Nymphalidae. The record is from the annotation of a GenBank genome assembly.
AUGCCAAAGACACCAAAAGUUCAAUAUAGUAAUGAGAAUUUGCAGAAAGCGAUCGAAGCUGUCCAAGAUGUUUCCAACAAUUUAUCUACAAGGCAAAUUGCUGAAAAAUAUGGUGUUCCGAGGUCCAGUCUCCGAUACCACAUUAAAAAUCCGGGACAUAAAUACAGCUGCGGGCCAUCACCUACAUUACCUGUUGCUGAAGAAAGGCGUUUGAAAGAAUGGAUUAUAAUUUCGGCAAGUAAAGGAUUUCCCCGUAAUAAAGAAGAUAUUUUAGACACCGUGCAAAAGUUCCUGGUGAAAAGAUUCGCGGCCUUUGGAAAAAUAAUAUUUGAUAUACAGAUUCGGCUUAGUUACAAUUUUAUUAUAUGUGUAGAUAUAGAUACCUUGUUAUUUAAAUUUCCAUGCCAUUGUUUAGUAUUUUGUAUAGUUAUUAUAGUA